AAGGUAGUUUCAGCUUGAGAGAUAGAGUUGCUAAAUUCCUUCAAUUAAUGAUAAAAAUUGAUCAUCAAGACGCGAUGAUGAUGAUGAUGACGACGAUGUUCAGUUAAUCGGAACUUUGCUUGACGAACAAGUAGCUUAGCUGUUUCUCUCCUUCUAACCUUUCAAUUUCUGCUUGUUUUUGGAGAACAAUUCAUCGCCCAAUUUGUUAAGAUCGUAAAUUGAAGCCUGUGGAGCAAAACCCUAAAAUUAAAUCCUGUUCUUCUGUUGGAGGAACACAGCCUAAUAAUCUUUAGCUUCUAGAGCUCUUGUUGUAAAUGGCGGACCUUAAAGAAAGAUUGCUACCACCGAAACCUGCAUCUGCUAUAAAUCUUAGAGAUACAUCUUAUCGACCUUGUGCAUCUGGGCGACAACCUUUUCAAAGUGUAGAUGUUCUAGGCUUAAAGAAACGCGGACAAGGUCUUCGAUCAUGGAUUCGUGUUGAUGCAUCUGGGAAUUCUCAAGUUAUUGAAGUUGAUAAGUUCAGUAUGAUGCGUAGAUGUGAUCUUCCUGCUCGUGAUCUUCGUUUGCUUGAUCCUUUAUUUGUGUACCCGUCGACAAUUUUGGGAAGGGAGAAGGCUAUUGUUGUAAAUUUGGAGCAGAUUCGAUGUAUCAUUACAGCUGAUGAGGUGCUUCUUUUGAAUUCUCUUGACAGCUAUGUGUUGCAGUAUGUAGUGGAAUUUCAAAGACGACUAGCUGCUGGAGCAGGUGAGGUUUGGCAGACAGACGGAAAUGAUAUGAGUAGAAGGAGAAGUGGUAGAAAUCUUGAUAACAUGUUUGCAAAUGCAUCACCUGAUUACUUGCCAUUUGAGUUUCGGGCCCUUGAAGUUGCUCUGGAAUCUGCUUGUACAUUUCUUGAUUCUCAGGCAGCAGAACUUGAGAUCGAAGCAUACCCUCUUCUAGACGAGCUUACGUCAAAAAUCAGCACUUUGAACUUGGAACGCGUUCGAAGAUUGAAAAGCAGAUUAGUUGCCUUGACACGACGAGUUCAGAAGGUGAGGGAUGAAAUAGAGCAGUUAAUGGACGAUGAUGGUGACAUGGCUGAGAUGUAUUUAACUGAAAAGAAAAGUAGGAUGGAAUCAUCAUUCUACGGCGAACAAUCGAUAAUGGGUUACAGAUCAAACGACGGUCUCUUGUCUGCUUCGGCUCCUGUAUCUCCAGUUUCAUCUCCUCCGGAGAGCUGCAGAAAACUGGAGAAGAGCUUGAGUAUUGCCAGGAGCCGACAUGAAAGCACUAGGAGUUCAGAAACUGCUACAGAGAGCAUAGAGGAACUUGAGAUGCUUUUGGAGGCUUAUUUCGUUGUUAUUGACAACACACUCAAUAAGUUGACAUCAUUGAAGGAAUACAUUGAUGACACAGAAGAUUUCAUCAACAUUCAGCUGGAUAAUGUAAGAAACCAACUUAUCCAAUUUGAGCUUCUCCUCACAACCGCAACAUUUGUGGUGGCCAUAUUUGGUGUUGUGGCCGGAAUAUUUGGUAUGAAUUUUGCGGUUCCAUUGUUUGACGAUACAAAUGCAUUCAAAUGGGUGCUAAUAAUAACGGGAAUAUGUGGGGCAGUUAUAUUCUGUUCAUUCUUAUGGUUUUUCAAGUAUAAGAGGUUGAUGCCACUGUAGGAAAGCUGUGUCAAUCCAACCUCUUUUGUUUUCUAUAAUUAAAAGGUCAUCUUAUAUUCAAGAAGAUGUCUUUUUAUUGUUAAGAUUAUUAUAUGGCACUCUAUACAUAAUAAUAAUAA
Messenger RNA from Impatiens glandulifera, 1768 nucleotides. Its product is annotated as magnesium transporter MRS2-1-like. The transcript has 7 exons. The record is from RefSeq and is a predicted model, not a curated record. Gene Ontology annotation, molecular function: magnesium ion transmembrane transporter activity. Bases 315 to 1649 code for a protein of 444 amino acids. NCBI's taxonomy places the organism in Eukaryota, Viridiplantae, Streptophyta, Magnoliopsida, Ericales, Balsaminaceae. Gene Ontology annotation, biological process: magnesium ion transport.